UAUGAACAUGUGAAAUAUUUGGUAAUAUUGAGCUAAAAUCUCCAUAUAAACACUUUAGAAGAAGAAGAAGAAAUAUUUGGUAAAUAUGGAAGCAUUAAUCGGGGACGAAUCUUCGGAAUGUGAGCAAGAAUUGAGUAUUAACGAAGAUUAUGCUAAAAAAUAUACCAAAUGGAGAGAAAAAGAAGAAUUACAAAAACUUAAAGAUCGAUAUGGAGAAGACGGUUUAAGAGAUUCUUCCUCAGAAUCAUCAUCAUCUGAAGAAGAAGAAGAGGUAUGCUUAUAUAUUAUUUGCUUUCUAUAUCUCUAUUUAAAAGCAAACGAAUACUGUAUUAAUUUGCUAUUAACACAUUUUCAACUGCUUUUUAAAAAUGUUAAAAUUUUAAAAAACCUUUAUAUACUUCAGAAU
Messenger RNA from Centruroides sculpturatus (bark scorpion), 406 nucleotides. RefSeq names its product protein kri1-like. Gene Ontology annotation, cellular component: 90S preribosome; nucleolus. The record is from RefSeq and is a predicted model, not a curated record. The annotation marks the transcript as partial. NCBI's taxonomy places the organism in Eukaryota, Metazoa, Arthropoda, Arachnida, Scorpiones, Buthidae. Gene Ontology annotation, biological process: endonucleolytic cleavage in ITS1 to separate SSU-rRNA from 5.8S rRNA and LSU-rRNA from tricistronic rRNA transcript (SSU-rRNA, 5.8S rRNA, LSU-rRNA). The transcript has 2 exons.